This is a messenger RNA of Pundamilia nyererei, 1475 nucleotides long. It is a transcript of the gene gpr142, whose product is annotated as G protein-coupled receptor 142. The coding region runs from base 1 to 1263 and encodes 420 amino acids. Gene Ontology annotation, biological process: G protein-coupled receptor signaling pathway. Lineage: Eukaryota; Metazoa; Chordata; Actinopteri; Cichliformes; Cichlidae. The transcript is spliced from 4 exons. Gene Ontology annotation, cellular component: plasma membrane. Gene Ontology annotation, molecular function: G protein-coupled receptor activity. The record is from RefSeq and is a predicted model, not a curated record.
AUGGCUCAGAUUGGUGUCAUGGGUCCAGGUGACAUCAGCAGAGAUGUGGGUGCCCUGAAGAUGGCUCAGUGCUCUAUGAAGGGUGAUGGUGAUGGUGAUGGCAUCCUCCGUGGACCAAUUUGCUCUGUAAACAAACUGGUGGGGUUCAGGGGAGCCGCCAAGGUCAUGAUCGACUGGCCCAAUGUGACGGCGUCCGGCAACCAGGAGCUGGGCCUGAAACCCGAGGAGCUGCAGAAGUCCAAAUGUGUCCUGGGUUUCAUUCCCGUCAUCUACUACAGCAUUCUGCUCUCCAUCGGAGUACCAGUAAACAUCCUCACAGCAGUGGCCUUGUGCAGACUGGCGUCCCGCACUAAGAAGGCUCUGUACUACUACCUCUUGGCAGUGACAGCCUCAGAUAUUCUCUCCCAGCUCUUCAUCAUCUUCGUCGGCUUCCUGCUGGAGACGGCAGUUUUUCACCGGGAUGUCCCCGCUCUCCUGCUGCACUCUGUCAGCGUCGCCGAGUUUGCAGCCAACCACGCUUCCAUAUGGUCCACCGUACCGCUCACUGUGGACCGCUACGUGGCGCUGUGCCACCCCCUCCUCCACCGGCAGAUCAGCUACCCGGCACGAGCCAGGAAGAUUAUCGGGGUGGUCCUGGCAACAUCGAUCGUAUCGGGCGUGCCUUUCUUCUGGUGGUCAGACAUGUGGAGGAACAGCCAUCCGCCCACAGCGCUGGACACCGUCCUCAUAUGGACACAUGUGACUAUCAUCUACUUCCUGCCGUGCAGCAUCUUCUUAGUGCUGAACUCUCUGAUAAUCCACACACUGAGGGUGAGGCAGAGAGAGCAGCGCUGUCAGGAGGAGCAGGGGACCAAGUCGGCGCCACUGCAAAGACUCGGGAAAACCACGGCCAUGCUGCUGGCCAUCACCUCAGUGUUCUCAAUCCUGUGGGCGCCCAGAACCAUCGUGGUCAUCUACCACCUGUACGUGUCCACUGUUCAUCGAGACUGGCGCAUCCACCUGGCCUAUGACCUCUCCAACAUGCUGGCCAUGCUCAACACCGCAGUCAACUUCUUCCUCUACUGCUUCGUCAGUAAGCCUUUCCGCAGCGCCGUGCGGGAUGUCAUACUGCUCAGGGGGUCGCCGCUCUACUCUCGCCGCGCUCUGCCCCAGCAGCAGGUCCCCACCAACGCCUCCAUUUCCUCUCUGUACAGUGGGAACAGCAAGCGGUUUCAGCGGGACUUCACCCCCUUGUCACCUCAUGGGGCCAGAAAGCCCUCAUGACCCUGUGACUUGUCCUCUUAAUCCAAAACACCCAUCAUCCCACGGUCCCGGUGCACUCCUCACCCCAGGGACACGUACUGUGUUCCAGCUACGACUGUGGGCAGCGACCGGUCGGCCCUGGGGCGCUCUCAGAGGGCCUGAUAGCGGCUUAGCAUGAUUUUCGUCUUACAGUGUUUGACCUCGUGUUGUUUGUCCAUGUAAAUCAGAUAACG